CAAUCCAAAGAGUGUAAAUGAAGUCAUCAUGGUAGCAGAAUCAAAGCGUCAAGGAAUUAGGUGAAUGUCUGACGCAUCUCUCAUCAAGGACAUUAAACGCGCAGCUCCUAUCCCUGUAAAUCGUAAUGGCUCCAGCGCGUGUUGCCCAUUUUGUUGAGGCCCAGAUACUGGAAGAUGUUCGUGUUAAUUAUGUCGAUAAAAGUGAGAUUCUUGCUAUGGCGAAUGAAAACUACUUCAUUAACAAGCAUAAUUUCAGGUGCCCAUUAUAUGCGGGUGUCAAAAUCUGGGGGAAGCGUUGAAGAGAGCCAAGGAAGGUGCAGCGAUGAUAAGGACUCAAGGGGAGGCAUUACGCCAUGGCAACAUUGUUGAGACGGUGAAGAAUGUGAGAAAUGUUAUGAAAGAGAUCAGAAUUUUGAACAAGGAUGAAGAUGAGGUAUUUGCAUUUGGUAAAAAUAUUACUGCAUCUUAUACAUGGGAAGGCUGCCUCUGGCGCAGUUUUGCUGUUGAGGGGAUUAUGACCCCUGUAGAUGCAGAACUAGUGAAGCAACUGGGUUGUGAUGGAAACUUUGUGGGACUUUGGCUACAGUGCAGGCUGUUAGGCAUUGCAUUUGAUCCUCAUGUGCUGGUCAAGGGUACUUGUGGAUUAAAGGAUACAAUAGCAGAAGUAAAUCUCAGUGAGGACAGGAUCGAACACCUUGGCAGGGACUAG
Molecule: messenger RNA, 709 nt
Organism: Manihot esculenta (cassava)
Lineage: Eukaryota; Viridiplantae; Streptophyta; Magnoliopsida; Malpighiales; Euphorbiaceae
Product: pyridoxal 5'-phosphate synthase-like subunit PDX1.2
Exons: 1
Coding region: 323-709 (128 amino acids)
Biological process (GO): pyridoxal 5'-phosphate biosynthetic process; pyridoxine biosynthetic process; amino acid metabolic process
Molecular function (GO): amine-lyase activity
Source: RefSeq, a predicted model, not a curated record